AUGUCGCAGAAUAAUGUUGCUAACUGUCCGGUGUGCGAUGAAAUCGUCACGGUGAACAAUAAAUCAGUUUAUUGCUCUAUGUGCAAAGGGCGUUUUCAUGGUCCAUGUGUAGGGCUAAAAGAUGCAUUUUGUAAAGCUGUACAGGAAGUGAGGAAUCUCAAUUUUUUCUGUGAGACCUGUCUCGGCCAGUUCGAUGAUGAAGAUCAGAUAGGGGAUAGGUUGGCAGCAGUCAAUAAUGCAAGUAUGGAUGUUAACUUGGAUAAGAUGACCACCGUGUUGAAAAACACCAUAGUCGGAGAAUUAGAAUCCCAUAUGAAUAUUUUGAGGAAAGAUAUCGAAGUAUUAAGGGAAAGUAAUGUCGAUCUCGUAAGAUUGUUUACUUCAGUUAAUCCGCCCGUCGGUACAACUGCGGCGGUUGUCAGUCUUGAGAGCACUGCUACCACUCAGAAAGCUAUGGGUGUUUCAACAAAAGAUAGGACGAAGACCGCUGAUCCAACUGAGGUGGCUACAUCGAGUGCAUGGAAUAACAAAAGGACUGAACAAGCUAACAAGUCCAAAUUUCGAAAAGUUAGGCAGGGUAUAGCUGAGAAGCCAGUCGAUACUCAGAAUUUUCCGACCCCAAUUAAUGCGUUUGUAAAUUCUAAGAGUGAAUUAAUCAAGGGUAAGGGAACAACCAACCCGCUUCUACAAGCUGCCCCAGAAGGAAGAAAUUGGAUCUGGAUUGGUGGACUGUCUGAUGCUACUACCGAGUCAAAUGUUUUGUCUUAUGGCAAAGAAAAAUGGCCAGAUAAGGAGUUUUUGUGUUUUGACCUGAAGUCCAAAAGCAGGAGAAAAACGUUUAAAUUUGGCAAAACUUGGUUAUCAUCUGAUAUUGCCAAUUCUGAAUUAUUCGAUGAUAGAUAUUCAGUAUAUCGUAAGGAUAGAGAUUCAUUCACCAGCGAUAAAAAGAAAGGGGGUGGGGUUUUGGUGGCUGUUCAUAAAAGGGCAGCUUCCCGAAUCUUACUUCAUGAAUUUGAUGAUUUGGAGCAUAUAAUUGUUAAAGUUAAUGAAGGUAGUUUGUCAUUGUUGAUAUCAGUUGUCUAUUUUCCUCCGGGUAGUGAUUUAGCUUCGUAUGAAAGAUUUGGGGAAGAUAUUGAAAACUUGAUGGAUAAAUAUGACGCGCUUGACGUGUUGUGUUGUGGCGACUUUAAUCUGCCGGGCAUGAUUUGGGACAAUUCAGAAUCGAAUUAUGAAUCUGUUUGUUUAUCAAGUAAACAUAUGUUUUUGUGGAAUUUCUUGUCGUUCUUAAAUUUGCGACAGGUAAACGAAGUAUUCAAUGCUAAUAACGUUUUACUCGAUUUGAUUUGUACAUCAUUGGAUUCCAUCAAGGUGGAACCAGCCAUCGAACAUUUAGUCCCUUGUGAUAAACACCAUCCAGCGUUAUAUUUUGAAAUUUUUACCCACAACCGCUCCAAUUUAAGUCAGCCGUUGUUUACAUUUUUUGAUUACAAGAACGCAGAUUAUGAAUCAUUAAACAACUUUUUCAGUACUAUUCACUGGGAUGAUGUUUUCUUUAAUAUUGUGGAUGUCGAUUUGUUUGCUGAAAAAUUGUACGAGAUUAUUAUGAAAGGUAUUGACCUGCAUGUCCCUAAAAAGGUGUCGAGAUCUUAUUCAUUCCCUUGCUGGUUUUCACUAGAGCUUAAAGCUUCAAUAUUCAGAAAAAAAGUAGCACACAAAACGUACAAGAAGUUUGGCAGAGAAGAAGAUUAUCAAAUUUUUUCUCUUUUAAGAGAUAAAUGUAGAACCUUAUCAGAAUCUUGUUAUACCGAAUAUCUUAAUACAGUACAACAAUCUAUCAACUCUGAUCCUAAGUUUUUCUGGAAGUUCGUCAAUGAUCGAAAAACUGAAAAAGGCUUUCCAUCUUCUAUGUAUUUAAACGGUGUUGUUGCUGAUUCUGAUGGGGAUAUUGCGGAGUUAUUUCGGUUGAAUUUCUCUGAGAUUUAUAUAAAUUCACCAGCCAGAGAUAUUUCUUUUGUCGCGGACAAUACAGUGGACGUUGUAGAUUGCCCUUGUUCCUUAGAUGACGUUCGGAGUCAACUGAUGGCACUCUCGAAUCGAACUGAUUCCGGUCCUGACCAUUUAUCCGCUCUUUUCUUGAAAAAUUGUAGUGAUUCACUUUUGUUUCCCAUUUGGUCCUUGUUCAGAUUGUCUUUAGAAUCGGGAGCGUACCCCUCGUAUUGGAAACACAGCUAUGUUAUACCAGUUUUUAAGUCCGGGGAUAGCAGUGACAUAGAAAACUACAGACCCAUUUGUAAAAUUUCAUAUUUGCCCAAAGUAUUGGACUCUAUAGUUACAUCUCAGUUAACUCCAAUGUUCAAGCAAAUUAUAAUUAACGAACAGCAUGGUUUCGUUUCAAGAAGAUCUACCACCACUAAUCUUUUGGUUUAUGUCGAUAGGUUGGGUAGGGCGCUUGAGAAGGGGCACCAAGUGGACUCCGUUUAUACAGACUUUUCUAAGGCCUAUGAUAGAGUGGCCCAUUGGAUCUUCAAAUUGAAAAUCGAAUCACUCGGGGUGAGAGGGCCGUUAUUGAGUUGGUUGGUUGACCGAAUUAGGGGCAACAAAUUAAGGGUGAAGAUAUUCGAUGUUUGUUCUGGAGAGUUUGAAGCAAUAUCUGGGUUGCCUCAGGGUUCUUCUCUGUCUCCUCUGUUGUUUUUAUUGUUUAUUAAUGAUGUAUAUAAGGUUUUUUCAUGUUGUUCUUUUCUACUCUUUGCCGAUGAUCUGAAGCUAUUUCGGGAGAUUACUAGCUAUUCGGAUUGUUCACUAAUACAAGCCGACUUGGAUUCAUUGAUGAGUUGGUGUGAUAAGAACGAGAUGAAACUGAACAUAAAUAAGUGUAAAGUAAUGCGUUUCUUUCGAGGUAGGUCCCCAAUUGAGUUCAGUUAUUAUAUUUCGGGGCAAUUUUUGGAUAGGGUAGAGGUUAUAAGGGAUCUGGGAGUCUACUUCGAUUCCAAGCUUGAUUUUGUUUACCAUAUCAACUUAACCAUUCGGAAGGCUUUCAGAAUGCUGGGUUUCGUUAAACGAAAUACAAAAGAUUUUAAUGACAUCGAUGCUUUAAAAAAUAUUUAUAUAACUAACGUCAGAAGCAUUUUGGAGUACUGUUCUACUGUUUGGUCACCAUACUAUCAGGUUCACAUCGGUAAUAUUGAGAAAGUACAGAAAAAGUUUUUGAGAUGGAUAUGUUAUAAGCGGAGCAUUCCGUCUGGUGAGAUUGACUAUGGUUUAUUGAUGUCCGGCUUAUCCUUGAAAACUCUUCAGGAACGAAGGAAAAAUUUCGGGAUAAUGUUUGUUUAUAAGCUCCUUAAUGAUCUCAUUGAUUGCCCCUAUCUACUGGCAAGAUUGAAUUUCAAUGCAGUGCAUGUUAAUUUGCGUCACAGAGAUUUUCUUGUACCUGAGUUUCAUACCAGGAACUAUUCCUAUAACAACCCAGUGGAUAGGGCGAUGAGAACAUCUAAUGAAUCGGGUUUGGAUUUGUUGAAUGAGUCCCUAUUCGCGAUAAAAAGAUAUUUCAAUAAUUGA
This is a messenger RNA of Harmonia axyridis, 3555 nucleotides long. RefSeq lists its product as uncharacterized. Bases 1 to 3555 code for a protein of 1184 amino acids. The record is from RefSeq and is a predicted model, not a curated record. The transcript has 2 exons. NCBI's taxonomy places the organism in Eukaryota, Metazoa, Arthropoda, Insecta, Coleoptera, Coccinellidae.